Messenger RNA from Dothidotthia symphoricarpi CBS 119687, 1592 nucleotides. Its product is annotated as Nitrilotriacetate monooxygenase component A/pristinamycin IIA synthase subunit A. The record is from RefSeq and is a predicted model, not a curated record. The transcript has 7 exons. The coding region runs from base 54 to 1475 and encodes 473 amino acids. Gene Ontology annotation, molecular function: monooxygenase activity; oxidoreductase activity, acting on paired donors, with incorporation or reduction of molecular oxygen. NCBI's taxonomy places the organism in Eukaryota, Fungi, Ascomycota, Dothideomycetes, Pleosporales, Dothidotthiaceae.
CCCCGAUAAGAGACAAACACAGCACGAUACUCGAAACUCCAACAGACAAUAUCAUGGCUCCUGGAAAGAAACUGAUUCUAAAUGCGUUCGUGGAGAUGUGUAGCGGCCAUCAGUCACCAGGACUGUGGAGGCAUCCUGAUGACCACUCGCACGAAUUCAAUGAUGUCGAACAUUGGGUAGAACUAGCAAAACUACUCGAAGAAGCCAAGUUCCAUGGAGUUUUCGUGGCUGACGUACUGGGAGGAUACGAUGUCUAUAACGGGAAUCUAGAUGCAGCGCAAAUAUCGGGCGCACAAUGGCCUGUGAACGAGCCGUUGGCUGUUGUUUCUGCAAUGGCAGCAGCAACAAAGAGUCUUGGUUUUGGCGUGACUGUCUCGACUACAUAUGAACAGCCUUAUCAUUUGGCUCGAAGAUUGUCUACUAUCGACCAUCUCACCAAGGGAAGACUUGGCUGGAACAUUGUGACAAGCUAUCUAGACUCUGCAGCGCGAAACAUGGGGUUUGAGGAACAGCUUCCGCACGACGAAAGGUACGCCCAAGCAGAAGAGUACGUAAAGGUCAUGUACAAGCUUUUUGAAUCGUCUUGGAGAGACGACGCCGUCGUUAUUGAUCGCGAGAAAGGGGUGUACACGAUUCCCGACCGGGUCAGAGAGAUUGGCCACAAGGGCAAGUACUUCUCUGUGCCAGGCCCCCACAUAUGUCAGCCUAGCCCGCAGCGUACGCCGUUGAUCCUUCAGGCCGGAACCUCCAAGGCAGGAAAGCUCUUCGCUGCGCAAAACGCAGAAGCAAUCUUUGUCUCUGCACAUGCACCAGCUGUCUGCGCCAAAAACAUCGCAGAGAUCAGAUCAACUGCAGCCUCACAGUUCGGAAGGGACGGAAGCAACAUCAAAGUGCUUGCUCUUGUGACUCCUAUCAUUGGAAAGUCAGAAGAAGAGGCGCAGGCCAAGUUAGCCGAUUAUCGUAAAUACGCAUCGUUGGAAGGAGCGUUGGCCUUGUUCUGUGGAUGGACAGGUAUCGAUCUUGGAAGGUACGGAGAUGACGAAGAGCUACGAGAAGUGGAAAGCAAUGCCGUGAGAUCGACAGUUGAAGGCUACGCUCGUUUCUCUCCCGGAACCUCGAAAUGGACUAAGCACACAGUUGCUGAGCAUGUCAGUAUUGGAGGAAAUGGCCCAAUUUUCGUCGGGACGCCCUCUCAGGUAGCAGACGGAUUUCAAGCCUGGGUAGACGAAGCUGAUAUCGACGGGUUCAAUAUUGCAUAUGCGUUGUUUCCGCAAUCCUUUAAGGAUGUCGCAGAAUUGUUGCUCCCUGAACUGCAAUCACGAGGCUUGUUCUGGGAUGAUUAUUCUGUGCGGGGUGGUACUUAUCGAGAGAACUUUUAUAGCAAGGAAGGCCAGAAGGGCCCGCUAGAGGAGCACGUCGCGUAUAGGUACCGCUGGAAGGCUGGAGUAGCUGCUAAAGACCACGAAAUUCCGUAGAUAUAGAAGGUAUCGCAACACUACAGUACUUCUAGACUUACGCCAAGGAAUUCUAGAGCUUAGAGUAACUAGUUUACUACUCUAGAAAUAUUAGGUUGUUAAUUAUUAACCUAAAAG